CCCUUCCCUCCCGUUCAGUUCACGUUGGAGUCGCCUUCAGGAGAGACCUGCCGUACGGCAGCUUGAUACGUUCGGGCAGAAAAGCGAUAUAUUUCCCCCCUCCUAUAACAACGAACCAACGAUAACAUUAAUUUCUCCGUGUAACCGUCUUCUAAACUGAAUGGACUUGUAUGCGGAUUCGCGCCUUGGAUACACCAACUGUGGAUUAUGGUAUGUUUUUGUGUGGAUACCAAACCGGAGUGUUUUUUGAGGAGCUAACUCAUGGAUCGAUGAGAGAAAACGGACAGACAGAGAGAAGCUCCCCCGCUGACAUAAGAGAGUGAGAAGAUUACAGUAGAACCCAGAGGAGGCGAGACAACACACGGUUUCUUCGGCCGCCUCCGGAGCCAUGAGCCGGGCGCUUACGGACCAUAUUGCCACUAGUUUCCGUGAAGAUGCUCCCCGGCCCCCGGUUCCCGGGGAGGAGGGCGACGCUACGCCCCGCUAUCCCGGCAAAGUAGCGACCAUGAGACCCCUGGAUACCGCCAAGUCGAUCCUCCUCCUUAAGUCUCCCGGCUCCUCCGCGAGGAGAAACGAGGACGGUCUUGGGGAGCCCGAGGGGAGCGCGUCUCCCGACUCGCCGCUUUCCCGGUGGACCAAGUCGCUGCACUCGCUCCUCGGGGACCAAGACGGUGCUCUGCUGUUCCGGACAUUCCUUGAGCGAGAGAAAUGCGUCGACACUUUAGACUUUUGGUUUGCAUGCAACGGUUUCAGGCAAAUGGACCUGAAGGAUAGCAAAACGCAGCGAGUCGUCAAAGCCAUUUACAAGCGCUACAUUGAGAACAACAGCAUAGUUGCCAAGCAGCUGAAACCCGCGACCAAGACCUUCAUACGGGACAACCUGAAGAAGAUCGACUCGGCGAUGUUCGACCAGGCACAGACAGAGAUCCAGAACAUCAUGGAGGAGACCUCGUAUCAGAUGUUUCUCACUUCUGAUGUUUAUCUCGAGUACGUGAGGACUGGAGGUGAAAACCCUGGCCACGUUAACCCGAACGGUCUGAGCGACCUGAAGGUGGUUUGUGGAUACCUGCCCACGCUGAACGAGGAAGAGGAGUGGAGCUGUGAUUUCAAAGCCAAAGCGCUGGUUGGACUAUCUUCUAAAACUCUGAGGGCGACCAUGUCCCUGAGGGCGGUGGAGGUCAUGGACAAGGCAUACGGAUCCAGGAUGUACCGGAGGCCUGAGGUCGUCCACCCCUACCACGUGGGGGUGCGGGCUCCGGUCGCCAGCACCAACGACAGCGAGGUGUCCAGCGACGCCAUGACUGACGACGCCAUGUCCGUCACGGACAGCCUAGAUGGCGUCCCUUCCUACAAGUCAGGCUCCAAGAAGCACCUUCACAGAGAGGUGGAGCGCAACCUGAGGAUGAACAGCCAGGUCUCCCUGCCUGCCUUCCCUUGCGACCGCCCCCCUCCCAAGGAGAUGGUUCCCGUGAAGCCCCUGGAGUUCGCCACGCAGCUCAUCGCCCGCCUGGAGCGCCUCAAGAAGGAGCAGGACACCCGCCGCUCCCUGGAGGAGCGUCUGCAGCAGAUCCAGGAGGAAGAGGAGCGGGAAGACGCCGCCGAGACCCCCGGCUCCGCCGCCCACCCCCUGGCCCUCCUCUCGGGCUCGUCCGACGACGACCCCCAGGCCAUCCUGGACGAGCACCUGUCCCGCGUGCUCAAGACCCCCGGGUGCCAGUCCCCCGCCGUCCUGCGCCGCUCCCCCCGCGCCCGCUCCCCGGAGCGCAGGGGGGGCCCCUUGGUCCCUUGCGGGGCCUCGGUGCUCCGGGCCCUGCUGUCCCCGCCGGGGGCCUCCGGCGCCUCCCCUGCCUCGGGCCCCGGCCAGGCCCCGGUCAGCAGGCAGAGCACCAAGCACAUCCACCACCACUACAUCCACCACCACCACGGCGGGCCCCGGAGCCAGGAGCAGAUGGAGCGCGAGGCGGCCCUCAGGGUCCAGGGCCUCUGCGAGGGCGUCCAGCCGUACCAGCGCAGCCGCAGCCUGGGCCGGGAGGCGUGCGGGGCUGCCGCCGCGGCCGUGGAACUCCACCACCCUGGGCGCUCCAGCUCACUGUCCAGGCGCCAGUGCCGUUCAGGGGGCGACGAAGGGGUGUCCGAGGGGUCCCCAGAAGAGGCCGCCCCAUUGGUCCACCUGCCCACGGACACCUCGGAUCGCUCGCAGAAUGUCUGGCAGUGGAUGCUGGAGAGCGAGAGGCAGGGCAAGCACAGGUCUCACAGUGCCCAGAUCACCAAGAAGUCCUUUGGCGGUGGCCCGGCACACACGUGGGGCGUUGGCGGAAGCUCGGCCCUUUUGCGUAACCACCAGCCAGCCCACCCCUUCAUCCAGGACCCCGCGAUGCCACCACUGCCACCACCCAACACCCUUGCCCAGCUGGAGGAGGCCUGCCGUCGGCUAGAGGAGGUGUCAACCAAGCCCUCUAAACAGAGGCACUCUACAUCCAGUCCCCAGCGGGAGAAAAGCCACCUCGUGCCUGUCCAGAACGGAGUGGGCGUCGCCCUGUCUUCAGCCAAUCCGAGCGCAGCCAAUUUGUUCAUCGCAGCCCCUGCCCUUCUGUCAGAAGAGAUGAAGGAGGUAAGGAAGAGCUCUGCGAGCCAAAGCGUUACGUCGUCUCCGAGCGUUGCUGGUGGCUCUGGCGGCAGUGAGGCUGUGGUGACCUACUUCUUCUGUGGUGAGGAGAUCCCGUACCGGCGGAGCAUGAAGAGCCACUGCCUCACCCUGGGACACUUCAAGGAGCAACUCCGCAAGAAGGGCAACUAUAGGUACUACUUCAAGAAGGCUAGCGAUGAGUUUGAAUGUGGCGCCGUGUUCGAGGAGGUCUCUGAGGACGGCACUCUGCUGCCCACCUAUGAGGGCAAGGUCCUGGGCAAAGUGGAGAGGAUGGAGUGAGCGGGGACCCACCACCACCACCACCACCACCACCACCACCACCCCCUCCUACUGCUCCACCAACACAGAAGACCGGGACGGCUUUUCUCUUAAGCCGUGACCGUGUGACUGAAUUCGCUGAACUGGAGCAUUUACGGCGCAUUGCCUCUUGGCUGACUGGAUGAAAAAGAGACAGAACGAACAAAGUAAAAGAGAUGGAGAGAGAGAGAGAGAGAGAGAGAGAGAGAGAGAGAGAGGUCAUAGUCAGACCACAGCACAUUUGUGUAAAUGGUGAAAAACCCUUUCUCAAAGCAAGUCAGAAAACAAAACCAUAACAGACUCCUGAAACAGAAUACAGCCGCCCCCUUCCCCCCAUACACAAUACGGGUCGUGACCCCACGACAGACUCUUUGCUAAAUGACCACUCAUGGUGGAGGUGCGUUCCCCAGGUUCAUCCACAGACCCACGCCAGGUCGCUGUUAAUGGAUGGGCCUCUAGCCUCGUCAAUAUGGAAUAUGCAGAUAUACAUGUAAAAACAAUGAGUCUUAUUAUGAUACCUGUGUCGCUAUGUAAAGAUUUAUAUUGCUAUUUAUUGGAAGAAAUUGACCCCUCCCCCCCCACCUCCCACCACCCAUCCUGCCAUGGAUAUGCUGCUUGGGAUAGAAGACUUUUCCUACUAUCAACAUGUUAAGGACCGCCCCCGCGGUUGGCUGUGAUUGGCUCCUGGUCCCAUGACAGGGCUGUGACUCAGCCCGUUGAUCGUGUCGCCAAAAUUUCCGAGGGCGGUUGUCCAUUCGGUGAAGAGUUUGAAUAUUUGACUACUGCGGUGUUUGUCUGCCCUUACAAUAAUAAUAAUAUUAAUAGUAAUAAUAAUGAUAAUAGUAAUAUCUUAAUGUUAUUUUAAAAUAAGAAAACCUAAUGUCAGAAAUUCCUCUGGGACUCCACCCAGCCGGCCUUGAACUUUAGUGCCUUGAGUUUGCGGUGGCACAGGCAUCCCACAAAACGCCUAACGUUUAUUACUUUACUUUAGCUACGCUACGGAGUACAACCCCCCCCCCCCCCCCGCCCCCCCAAAAAAAGCGUUGAAUUACGUUUGCAUCAAUAUAUACAUUUUCCCAACUAAAGCUCUAUAUAUCGUGUACACAUAUAAAUAUAUAUGCUUCCCUUGUAUGUGUAUGUGUAUGGUUGUGUGUGAGUGUGUGUACAUGAAAGUGUCCACGUGAAAGUGUGUGUGUGAAUGUACGUGCGCACAGAUGCACGGAUGCAUAUGUGCGCUUGUUUGUGUGUGCGUGACUAGGGUUAUUCUGUGUAUUGCAAGCCUGCAUGGGGAUCUGCAGAGGAUUGUGAUGGGAGUGAUGUUGUUAGUGACACGUGUCCGUAACUGAGUACAGUAACUGUGCCUACAUGGAGUCCCACGCCAUGUCUUACCCAGUUUUCAGGGUCCGAUUACUCCCUUGGUUUUCUCAAGGGGCCUUAUGUUGAAAAAUAUAUUUUUAUGCCUUUUAGUAUCCUGUUUAAUCUUGUUGUUUUAUUUUGUCUUUUUCUCCCAUGGUUCCCACUUGUAAACUGUAAAUUAUGCGUUCUAUAGAGUUCCAUUGAAAAGAUGCCUCGGUACUUUAAUUAUUGUAAUUAAGAGAUGUAGCCUUUAUUAAAAUGUUAUAUUUUUCAAAUGAAA
Messenger RNA from Gadus morhua (Atlantic cod), 4580 nucleotides. RefSeq names its product axin 2 (conductin, axil) (gene axin2). Gene Ontology annotation, biological process: regulation of centromeric sister chromatid cohesion; positive regulation of proteasomal ubiquitin-dependent protein catabolic process; negative regulation of canonical Wnt signaling pathway. Bases 389 to 2926 code for a protein of 845 amino acids. Gene Ontology annotation, cellular component: plasma membrane; nucleus; beta-catenin destruction complex. The record is from RefSeq and is a predicted model, not a curated record. Gene Ontology annotation, molecular function: protein kinase binding; molecular adaptor activity; ubiquitin protein ligase binding. NCBI's taxonomy places the organism in Eukaryota, Metazoa, Chordata, Actinopteri, Gadiformes, Gadidae. The transcript has 10 exons.